UAAAUAUGGGACACAGGAAGGAUUAGUUGAUCUUUACUACUGGUACAGUGGUACUCCGUAUUUUUUAAAAAAAGAGUGAAGCUGUCUUUUUCCGUCUUUCUUCAUGUUUUCCACGCUAUCGCUAAUGUGCUAUUAAUUCUUAGUAUCUUGGUCACAACUCACCAGUACAAGCAGGUGGUUCACGAGUUGAGGGCAUGAUAGGCGUUAAUUUACUGACAAUGGUGUUUGUGAUGGCGGCGGCCACCGUUUCACUCGCGGUGGCGAAAGCUGGAGCCCAACCAAUCCCGAAAGGUGUAAUGACACUGGAAAGGGCUUUUCCGACGAACGAGAACAUGGAGGUGAAGGCGCUUAGAGCUCGGGAUCGGCUAAGACAUGCUCGAAUGUUGCAGAGACUUUCCGGGGGCAUCGUCGAUUUCUCAAUUGCAGGGUUGGCGGAUCCAAACAUGCUCGGUCUUUAUUAUGUCAAAGUAAAAUUGGGCUCUUCUCCUAGAGAAUUCAAUGUACAGUUUGAUACGGGAAGUGACAUCCUAUGGGUUGCAUGCUCUUCCUGCGUAGGUUGUCCUAGGAGUAGCGGCCUCAGGCAUGCAACAGGUUGAUCUCAACUUCUAUGAUGCUUCCAGCUCAUCCACUGCUUCUCUUAUCACUUGUUCGGACAAAACCUGUUCUUCUCUUAGUCAAGCAGCCUAUGCCAAAUGCUUUACUGAGAGUGAUCAGUGUGGUUACUCAUUCCAAUACGGAGAUGGAAGUGGCACAAUCGGCCAUUAUGUAUCUGAUAUGCUAUACUUCGACACUGUCUUGGCUAACUCAUUGGUAGCCAACUCUUCAGCCCCAGUAGUUUUUGGGUGCAGCACCUUGCAAUCUGGAGAUCUGACUAAUGGAUAUAGAGCAGUUGAUGGGAUUUUCGGGUUUGGUCGACAUGAUCUUUCAGUUAUAUCACAACUGUCAUCGCUUGGGAUUACUCCAAAAGUUUUUUCCCACUGUUUGAAAGGAGAUGAGACGGGUGGAGGGAUUUUGGUUCUUGGUGAAAUUUUGGAUCCAAGAAUUGUGUAUACCCCACUUGUUCCAUCACAGUACGUAUACCCUUUUCUCUUUCCCAGAACUUAUGAUGUGCCAUAGAUUUUAAAACCACGCACCCUCAAUUAUUAUUGGCCACAUUAUAAUUUGUACAUGCAGAGCAUUGCUGUUAAUGGGAUAUUAUUGCCUAUUGAUCCAGGAGUGUUUGUUACAUCUGAAAGUCGUGGAACCAUUAUAGAUUCCGGCACAACAUUGGCAUAUCUUCCCCCUGAAGCUUAUGAACCCUUUAUCAGUGCUAUAACAAGUAUGGUUUCACAGUCUGCAGCUCCCUUUGUAUCUAAAUCGAUGCAGUGUUAUGUGGUUAAUACAAGCAGCAGCAGCAUAACUUAUAUAUUCCCCACUGUGGUUUUGAACUUUGCUGGUGGCGCAUCGUUGGCUUUAAGACCUUUAGAUUACCUCUUCCGUAUGAGUUAUCUUGAAAGUAAUGAAGUUUGGUGCAAUGGCUUUCAGAAACACGAGCUGGGUAUUACAAUUUUAGGAGAUCUUGUUUUGAAGGAUAGAAUCAUUGUUUAUGAUUUAGCUCAUCAGAGGAUUGGAUGGGUUGAUUAUGAUUGUUCAACCUCGGUAUAUGUGUCUGUGACUUCUGGCAAGGAUGAAUUUACCAAUGCUGGACAGUUGAGUGUCAACUGUUCACCAUGUAAUGCAUUCCAUUAUAUGCCUGUUUGGAUUCUGAUGACUGGGUUUUUAUUUUUGUAACAUGGUUUGUUGUCAUCCCAUCCCUCCCCCCACUAGAUAGUUAAUAGGAAUAGCAUUAGGUUUCUUGUGGUGCAUUUGGUUUAAUCAUGAGGCAUAAUUGAAGAGGCUUUAAUUGCCUUGUUGAGCAAUAACCACUUAAACAGAUUAGUAUUCAAGCUCAUGGUUGUGCUACUUCGCAAGUAGUUUUUUUUGGGAAAAUGGUCAAAUAAGCCCUUAUAUAGGAGGCUAUGUCCGGCUGUCGCCAUUUGGGGUAGUUCCCGGUGGAUUUUUUUGAUGAAAUUUUUUGAGAAUCUUAUUCGUUAAGUCUAGUUUACUCAUACUAAAUUUCAGCUAACAAUUCAAUCUGGAAGGCAUUCAAAUGAAUUCUUGAAGAUAAUUGUGCUUUUAACUGCGUAGUUAUCUUCAAGAAUUCAUCUGAAAGCCUUCCCGAUUGAAGUUUUAGCUGAAAUUUGGUAUGAGUAAACUAGACUUAAUAAAUAAGAUGCUCAAAAAUUUUCAUCAAAAAAUUCCACCGGAAACCGCUCCAAAUGGCGACGGCUGAACAGAGCCUUCUAUAUAAGGGCUUAUUUGACCUUUUUACGUAAGUUUGAGGGUCUAUCUGACCCUCUUCCCCCUUUUUUUAGUUGUAAAAUUUUAAUACGUUUGGACUUGGUUAAUAAGAUAGGUAAGUCUUUCUGGUAGUGACAAAUUUGGUUAAAAUGAAUGAAUAUUGUUGAAUUCUCUAAAUGUAUAUCUUGGAAUACUUUUUGAUAUAUUAGAAGGAACAAUAUGUAAAAGUGUAAAACAUGAUGUUGUAAUAGCAUGUGCAUUUAUAUUUGUUAUAGCUUGAAAAUAAAUCUGCCCUAUUUUAUCAGUUGGUUAAGCUAAUAAUGCUAUCAAAGAAGUUGGCGUUUGGUAGAAAAUUUGGCAGAUAAGAGUUGUAAGUUAAAAAAUGUUUACCAACUGGAUUUGUUGUGUGAGACAUGUGGUUCAAAGAUGCAUCCCCUUCUUCUCCAUAAGGCAGACUUAGCUCAGACACAAAGGGAGGAGUGCAACAUCUACCAAGUAUUUUGCGC
Cuscuta epithymum is the source of this 2825-nucleotide messenger RNA. The record is from the annotation of a GenBank genome assembly. Lineage: Eukaryota; Viridiplantae; Streptophyta; Magnoliopsida; Solanales; Convolvulaceae.